Molecule: messenger RNA, 3774 nt
Organism: Volvox carteri f. nagariensis
Lineage: Eukaryota; Viridiplantae; Chlorophyta; Chlorophyceae; Chlamydomonadales; Volvocaceae
Gene: kdg1
Product: diacylglycerol kinase
Exons: 18
Coding region: 1-3774 (1257 amino acids)
Molecular function (GO): ATP-dependent diacylglycerol kinase activity
Source: RefSeq, a predicted model, not a curated record
AUGGGCGCCGUUCCGCAGUUAACCCUACUUGAGGCCAUGCAGUUCCUGGUAGAGCCACUUGAUUGUAAUGCUAAUCCAGCGGCCCAGGUUAUGCUAGCAGCAGCAACGGCAUGGGGACAAGGAUCUUCUGUUCCAUUUGGCCAACCGCUGUUGGAAGCGGUCUGUCGCGCAUCCUGCAAGUUGCAAAUCAGGCCAGCGAUAUUGCUCUUGGCAGCUGUAAUUAGUUCCAUCAUUUUGGUGGUCAUACUUCGUAACGCCUGCGUAAACCUGGUGCGGUGGUAUGCUGCGGCGCGCGGUAGCGCCUUUGUGGCGGUCGCCUUUCGGGCCCUACGUGAACUCCACGCCAGCGGGGCCUUAUUAGGCUCCGCCGCCGGCGCCGCGGAUGCCAUCGUCCUGCCCCGCCCUGCCCCCGUCCACCGCUGGUACACCCCCCCGUCGGUAACUGCGCCGGUGGUGUGCUGCGGCUGCUUCCAGCCCGUGGUGGUGGCGCAGGGAGCGGAGGAGCGAGCGCAGUGUUGCGAGCUGUGCGGCAUGGUGGCUCACGGUACCUGCGUCAAAGCCGUACCGCACAACUGUAGACUGCUGUACAUGGACAGCCUCACACCGCCGCCGCCUCCACAUGAGACCCCGCAGGAGCCGCAGUCCGAGCAGCCAGCGGCGGCGACGGCGGCCGCCGUGACAUCCACAGCAACAGCCUCUGCCCGCGCGCCGCCGUCGCUGCCGCCCCCGCUGCCCCACGACUGGCGGCCCGCGGGCACCACCCUAGACCUCAUAUUGCCACCGGCGGACACGGAAAUGCUAUUGAUGGGCGGCGAUAGCAGCAGCACCAUGGCCGGGCCCCCUGGCGCCAGCACCAGCUCCUACACCUUCCCCUCCUCGUCAUCGGCCUCUGCCACCAUCACCACCACCACUAUCUACAGCAACAAUAUUAUCAUUAACAACAAUAACAACAACGCAGCGGUCACCACCUCGACCUCCUCCUCCUCUCCCUGUCACGGUCCAUCCAGCUUGUGUAUUUACUGCGGAGAGCCUUGUGAGGUGGGGCUGCUGGCGGUGGAGCCGGUGUGGAGGUGCGGAGGCUGCAGGCGUUUUGCUCACGUGCAGUGCUGGUCCUGCCUCCACCCCGACGUGCUGUCGGCCGCGACACGUGCAGCUCUGGAGGGCCAGGCGAUGGAGGCGGAGGAAAUAUCGGGCUCUCCCCGCGGUGCCUCUUUACAUUGGGAUUCCCCAGGCGAGGGUGGCGGCGGCGGCGGCAACGCCGUCGCUGCGGCCUCGUCAGCAAUGCCCAUUACGGCCCGGCCGCUAGGUCACCCGGCGGCCAACACCGUCGCACCGUCGGACCAAGCCCCGGCCGCCCGGCCAACCUCCCGCCUGCGCGGCGUCAGCAGCGCCGCUGUAACGGCCGCAACCGCCGCGGCUGCCAACCGUAAGAGCGGCGGCGGCGGCGCCGCCGAGCAUGUUCGUACCCAUCGUCACUCGGCGCGUGUGCUGCCUACCGCUGCCGCCGCCGCCGCCGCCAAUCCUUCCAGCUCCGGCGGCGGCGGCGGCGGAGGAGGAGUGACCUCCGGAAGCGGUGGCGGCGCCGGCAGUGGCAAAGCCUCAUUGGCGCCACCGCCGCAACCCGCAGCAGCGGCGCCAGCGGCAGCGGCUGAUGGUGUCUGGGACCGGCACCGGCGCUGCCACAGCCUGCCCGAUAUCGCCGGCCAUGGCGGAGGCAACCGCGGCGGCGCCGCCGCUGGCGGAGCCGCCGACAACGCACACGGCCCCCAACACCGUCGAGGCGGGGCGAGCAGCGGAUCAGGCGAAGAAGCUGUGACCUCAACAUCACCGACUUCGGCUGAGCCGGCAUCAUCGCCAGCGGCGGCGGCGGCGGGGCCGUUGUACAGCACCGGGGGCCGGGUACCGCAUGGCGUGACCCGUGGGUCGGCUGACAGGGGUCGCCUUGCCCGCCUGGACCGUUGCGACCCUCAGAUCUCCCUGGGCCCCCUGGGUGCUAUUGUCGUACCGCCGACCUCCGUGAUAUCGGUCAACGGUCGCAGUACGGCACCGCUUUUCAUGGCGGAUCUCUCCACGGCCGCAGCUGCGGCUGGCACAGGCGGAAGCGUCAGCACUGCCGGCGGCGGCGGCGGCGGCGGGCGUGGCCGCAAGAAGCAAAAGCAGCAGCAGUCGCAUUUGGGUCGGACCCUACGGCAGCAGGCGCAGCAGUGGUAUCGCUCCCACGCCGCCGGUUGGGCGCUCAGUAUGGCGGCGGCGGCGGAUGCUGCGGCUCCGGAGCGCUGGCGGCACUUCCGUAUCGGAGUGCUGCCGCCGGGCUGCAAGCCGCUGUUGACGUUUAUUAACCCGCGCUCAGGACCUCAGGCGGGAGAGUACCUGCGUCGCCAACUGUUGCAGCUGCUACAUCCGAUGCAGGUGGUGGAUCUGGCCCGGGAGGUUCCUGGUCCCGCACUUCGUUGUUGGUGGGGGAUACCUGGGCUGCGUGUUUUGGUGAUUGGGGGCAACGACCUGGCUCGCGUGCUGGGCUGGGGCGGUGGCCUAGCGGCGCUCGACGCCCGAGGCGGUGUGGCGGGAGUGCUGGCCGAGGUGGUUACAACCGCCGCACCAACCCCCGUGGACCGUUGGGCUCUCAACAUCGCAACCGCCACAACCGACACGGCGAAGCGGCGUAGCUCCUUCCUACCUCGCCGCCGUCAGCCGCCGCCGGUCGCCUCACGAAGUCAGACGCAACUUGUCGUCAAGGAAGUCAAGACAUUCAACAACUACCUGGGAGUGGGUAUCGACAGCUGGUGUGCUCUGGAGUUCCACAGAAUGCGAGAGCGGUACCCCGGGUGGUUCAAGUCCCAAUUAGGCAACAAGAUGUGGUACACGGGGGUGGGUGCCCGGGACCUGCUGGCCAGGAGCUGUGUUGACCUGCCCAGCAGGUUGCAGCUGGUGUGCGACGGCCUUCCCGUAGAGCUGCCCCCCUCAACCCAGGGCAUACUGCUGCUCAACAUCCCGUCGUACAUGGGGGGUGUGGAUCUGUGGGGCAAUGGAGUGUCUCAACAGCAGCAGUGGGGUGAGGCGGCGGCGGUUGGUGCUGGAGAGCCUAAUUCGCCGGAGAGAGUUAACGCUACCACAAGCGCUGCCGCCGCCAUAACAGCAACUGCCAACAUGAAUGGUAACGGCUACAAUGGUGCUGUGCAGCGCCGCGGCGGCGGCGGUGGUGGCGGAAGCGGCGGCUCUCCUUCCGGUGGCACCUCCAACACGUCCGGCGGGAGGUCCCCCGCCGAUGCCGUACAGCCACAGCCACAGCAACCGACACCACCGAUGCCGACGUUACCAACACAGCACUUACAGCCCCAUCCUGAGGUGCCGCAGAGCAUCAGCGACGGCGUUCUGGAGGUUGUCGUAGUGUACGGCGCAGUACACCUGGGCCAGCUGCAGGUGGGCCUUGCUCGUGCCACUCGGCUGUGCCAGUGCCGUACAGCCGUCAUUACAACUCGCCAGGCCUUACCCAUGCAGGUGGUGCGGGGGUUGGCCCAGGUGCCACAUGCAGUCGGUCGGGCGGAGGUGGACGGAGAGCCGUGGAUGCAGCCCCCUGCCCAGCUGAGCAUCAAUAUCAAGGGCAGCGCCAUGAUGCUUCGCCGUCGGGACCUGAGCAACGCCACCUCCCGUCUUACAGCCGCCGUGGGGGAGGUGUUGGAUGGCGCGGUGGCGAGAGGGACCAUCACCGCAGUGCAGAGGCAGGCACUGGGGGCGGAGAUCGCGCAACGGCUGCGGGCGCCGCAUGCGGUCUAG